Molecule: messenger RNA, 4076 nt
Organism: Saccostrea cuccullata (small rock oyster)
Lineage: Eukaryota; Metazoa; Mollusca; Bivalvia; Ostreida; Ostreidae
Exons: 11
Coding region: 108-3017 (969 amino acids)
Source: RefSeq, a predicted model, not a curated record
GUGACUGAGAGUGUUUGUGGAAACAUGGCGAGAAUGUAUACAAUUACCAAAUUUGCAUGUUGUGGUAAUGCUCCUUUACCUGGAGGUAGACGAAAUUCAUAAUAAGGAUGCAGGCAUACCAUUUGGAUGAGACCCUUCCUUCAAGCGAGUUGAGUCGAGUUCAUGUACCUGGGAUGGAUCAGGAUUACGAUGACACUGCCGAGUUUUACCGCUUCUACACAGCCCCCGCGUACAGUACUCAGGUCUCGACAGACUGCAUAUUCGAUGUACCUGAAGCAGAGGAAACCCUCAAACUAUUUCGAAAACCUUUCAAAAUUGUUAAUCCUGGAAACCACAUCACAAAACGAACUCCCGAGUAUUCCAGCAUCAGUUUCAUGCAUUGUCGGCACCUGCAGGGUCUGGGGAAGCAGUACCUGAAUCUACGCGCCAUCAUGGAGGAAAGAUCCCGACUAGACUUCCUGCGAGAUUGCUUGUUCAGAAUCAAAAGUGUCACUGCGUUUGUACAGGACCUAGAGCACUUAGUGCAGGCGGAGUAUCGUACAUACUACGCCAUCAUGCGGAACUGUCUAAUGGACGCGCCGUCCAGCAAGAUUUACUGUUUAAAUGCUCUGUGUGAAGACCUACGGACUCACGUGGGUCACUGGAAUAACAUCAAACAGUGCUUACACAACAACCGCUGGCUUCAGCCGAUACUUGGGAGACUGUAUCUGGACCUAGAGUAUGUACGCAAGGUGCUCUUCCAGCUCUACAGUGACGCCAUCUACUGGAUGGAGAAGUUAAUCGUUAUUGGUUUACAGGUGUUUGCUCACGGAAGCAUGGCGAUGCUGACACAGGAGAUUGUGUGGAACAUUGCGCGGGGCCUGGAGGAUUUUAAUAACGUAGCUGCUGGAUUGUCUAAGAGUCGCUACAUGAACUCGUCCUAUUUUAUUCUCGAUCACAUUCAGUCGGAGUUGAUGAACCUGACAUGUAAGUCAGACCCCCUCGUUACAAACCACCCUGGACACGUCUCCUUUUCUGUGAAAUCUAUUCCUUUUUCCAAAAUUCUCAACAUUAUAGCUGUUGAACGUGCUAAAUAUGCUGCCAUAGAGACCCAUCGCUUUUUCACUGCAAAUGAUGACUUUGUUCGUAUCCUGUAUUCAGGGAAAUUACCGAAUUACGUAUGGAACGAUGAAGUGCAGUACCCUGGUCACAUAUCCCACCACCUCGACACGUCGGAUUACCACACGGCCAGUGGAAGUAUGACCUCCAUCAGUGGCGCCAUACUCAAGGUCGGCUCGGUCCGCGCCCCCGAUCUCACCCCUUAUGAACCUCCACUAAAUGAGUUUGCUCGUCUAGAAAACGAGUUUGCUGAAAACUUUUUACUCAUUGUGUGCAAUUCAACCAACCUACUCAGGAAAAGUGAAAGUCACUCCAAAAGUAAACAUAAAUCUAGUAAAUCUCCCAAGAGCCCGACCUCUAAACCCCCCAAAGGUCAGGACACCCCUGUCCUGUCCCGGGCAGACUCCAAGCGCAAGACCGUCUCCUGGGGCGACAGCGCGGACAGCUCUAUUCGCUCACAGCUGACCAGUCGUUACAUGGACGUUUUAUGGAAAUUCUUUGGAUCGGCCUUGGAGCAGUGUUUCUAUGAACCUGUGUGGGGUUGUCGUGGAAACCAGAUCGUGGGAGAACUGGGAAGUGUGGUUCUCAGUGGUGCUACCGUGGUAACUGUCAUCAGAAAUAUGAUGGAGCAUGUUUGUCUCAAAGACAUGUUUCCAUCCAAUGCUGUACCUCCAGUACUGGGUGUGGCUAGGAAACUCCACGCACAAACGGCACUACAGUCAUGGGACAUAUUGAUGUGUGAGGCUUUGGGAUGUCAGAUGUCAGACAAGUGUUACCCGUGUUUACUGGCCAGCGGGGAUCACAGCACUAAGACCGGGAUGUUACUCCGCGACACGUAUCAGCCUCUGUUCAGUCUCCUACAGGAAAACAUCAAAGACAUCCAGGAAUCCGGGAAAGAUGGCAGUUUGUUGCUCCCUAAGCAGGACCUGGAUCUUCCUCACGUGACGGGAAUCGUCUGUCGUCUGCUGACAAACUGCCAAGCAGCUCACAGCUGGUGUGUCCACAAAUCUCACGGCUUCCUGUCGUCAUGGGCGGUCGGCAACUUCCUCUUGGUCACACAAACAGAUCUCAAGAUUCUGGCAGAUGAAACAAAGAAGGCCCUACACAAUGCUCACCUGUUCAGCUCUAAAAACAUCAGUAAAUCCCGAAUCAGUGACCAACAGAUGGGAGAGUACCUGUCAGAGGUCACCAAACAGAUGUCAGAGGUCAACCUACAGUUACAGUCCCUUUCUGGAGCUGCCAUGAAGGUCUUCUCAGAAAAUUGUGGCAAACUAUCAGCUGAUUACUUCAGCAGUGAGAUGCCACAGGGAAAAGCCUGGCGUAAAAAAGCAGACCUUCCUAAGGAGCAUAACCUGUACAUUGAGCACGCCCUGGAGACCAUACUGGAACCGGUCGUUGAUGGCGUCAGUAAACUAAAACAGACGGCACAACUCAGCGUCGUGUCGCAGGCCGUCACAGCGUUCUGUGAGGCGUGGAAAAACAACAUCCUCAAAAACAAAAUCAAGUUUAGCUAUGUUGGAGCUUACCAGCUGGGUGUUGACAUUGGUUACAUGAGGUCGUGGCUUGGAGAGUACAUCACUAACCCUGAGGUCAGACAGAGUGUCCUUGACCUGAGUGUGUUUAAAUACCUGAAUGGAGCUGUAAUGAUCCUAAAGAAGCAGCCAUUCCGGCGGGGAGGAUCCAAAUUCCGUGAGCCCUGCUCCAUGGAAGACCUCAGUUGUAAUGGACACGCUGACCUUGAGAGUGUGAAGGUCGAGAGGAACAUUUCUCGUUCCGUAGACACCGACCUUCCACCGCCGGUCGACGAGUCAGACAUUGAGUUUGUGAACAACGUCGGCGAAUGGCUGUCUCUCCGGGUUCAGGGGGGAUCACGGGCAUGGAAAUUAUCCUGUCUGAAUACAGUAGAAGUGGUCGACUAGAGGUGAUGAGUGGCUGUCAUUCUGGGUUCAGGGGCGUGGAAAUUAUUUUGUCUUAACUCGGUAGAGGUGGUUGACUGAAAAUAAUAGUGUGAGAUUCUGUACGUGAUGAUGAGCCUCAAUCUGAGAUGUGGGACAGAUCAGUGAGAAUAUUAGCCAGAAGAUUUUAUUCAGGAAAUAAUCCAUGACGUGUGACUGGGAACAGACAUUCCAUGUUUGGCAACACAACAUUGAAAUGUUUUAAUACGACAUUUAGUGUUGUGAAGUAAGGCCAUAUACAUGUAUCAGAUAGGUUAAAUCAAAGAACAUGUGUACUUGAAGUAGUGCUAAGUUUUUAUGGAUUAAGUGCUAAACUUUGCUAGAUACUUUAUUAACCACUACCUAUAUUGGAAAGUUUUUUUUUAAGACUUAACAGUUAUUUGAAUAUCUUAUCCUUCAUUUAUUUAUUUCAAAAUUUUCCAUAUAUUUUAUUUUUUUAACUAGUCUGUAGUUGAUAAUUAAUAGGACUGUUAAAAGUUAUACAGUAGAAGUAACAUUUGUACCUGGAACUGCAUUUUUGAAAGCCACAACAUUCUUCUGUUGUUAACAGUGAAUGACAAAUUUCAUUAAGUAUGUGUUGGAAUGUUAUCAGUUGCUUUAAAGGCAGAUUUACAUCUGGAUAUUAGAACUCGGAGAACUGAAGUCUUAGCUAUUAUCAGGAUUAUAUGUAUACCUGACUUACAUUGUGUUUCAAUACUCAUUAAAAUAAAAAUAGUCCAAGGAAAUUUCGAAUACCUGUUUUUUUAAUUUUUACAGCAUUAUUGUACUUGUACUGAAUAACCAUCGUAAAAGAUUUUUAUGUGAAGGACAUUCAUUUGUCUUGUUUAGUUUACGGUGUCGUACAUUUUUCCUUAAAGAGAAAUCAAAAUAUAAAUGUAAGCCAUUGUCUUGUCUUUUACCCUCUCAGGAAAUUUGAAAUAUGGCACUUUAUUUGUACUGAAUGUUUUGAACACAAUUGUUUUACAGAUAUAAUGUACAUAGCCUUUAUUCUGUAAAAUAUCACAUAUUUGUUUAUUUAAUCUC